AUGGUUCGAGCAAUGUCUGAUGCUCAUCUAGCGCCCUCAUCUAGCUCUGAUAAGGUCGAUUCACACCGCAAUUCGAGAAGCUCUUUGUUUCCUCGACAAACAGCGUCUGAAAAUGAUGACUCUUCUGGUGCUGAUGAAUUAUCACCCGAUAGCGGCGACAAGAAGCCUGCCGCGAGUAUUGAAGCGAAUUGUUGGGAGAAUCAUAACGAAUCCAUAGCUCGACUUCUCGAAGAAGUAGGAAAAUAUCGACGUUCGCUUGUGUGGACGAGAGUGUUCUCCACAAGUGACGAUCUCAUGACAAAGAAGAAAAAUGGAAUAAAAAAAAUAACCAGUGGAACAACGAAAUUCGUGAAAAAUACGACAAGAGGUCUUUAUCUUGCGUCAAUAAUUUACAAAAACGGUAAAAUUCUAUGCACGAACGAUGACGGCAUCCCAACGUUAUGUGUUGACGACGCCGUCACAACCAUAUCAGGUGAACAUCAUCACUGGCUUAUUAAGAUGUCGUGGUGCUGGGAAUAUAUCAGUGGUCUUAUCGACUCAAAUUCCAACAAUAACGAUAACAGCGAAUGUUUGACGUCAGUACUAUAA
Messenger RNA from Cooperia oncophora, 588 nucleotides. NCBI's taxonomy places the organism in Eukaryota, Metazoa, Nematoda, Chromadorea, Rhabditida, Trichostrongylidae. The record is from the annotation of a GenBank genome assembly.